AUGAAAAACCCCCAUUUAGUCGCCAUUGCAAAUAUGAUUCUUCAAGAAGUGAGUAUGCUAGAAGGGAAACGUGAAAGAGAAAUGGGACAGGAGAAGACAAUACGAGACAAGACAAGAAAACCCAAACCCUACACCUACCGUGCAUGUUUUAGAAAGCGGGAAACACGAGAGAAGCGCGAAAAGAAAAAGGAAGCCAUUUAUAACCAUAAAGGUUGUGUGGCGGGAAACAAGGAACUGGAAAUUACAAAAGGGGGAAUUGUAUAG
Messenger RNA from Paracoccidioides brasiliensis Pb18, 264 nucleotides. RefSeq lists its product as uncharacterized. The record is from RefSeq and is a predicted model, not a curated record. The transcript has a single exon. The coding region runs from base 1 to 264 and encodes 87 amino acids.